Amphimedon queenslandica is the source of this 1844-nucleotide messenger RNA. Its product is annotated as myosin heavy chain, clone 203-like. The transcript is spliced from 11 exons. The record is from RefSeq and is a predicted model, not a curated record. Lineage: Eukaryota; Metazoa; Porifera; Demospongiae; Haplosclerida; Niphatidae. The coding region runs from base 36 to 1697 and encodes 553 amino acids.
GAAAGUACUAAGAGGUGUGGUUUUAGUAAGUUUCUAUGUCAACAAGGAAACCUACUAGCAGUGCUAGAAACCCAACACCAGGCUUUGAGCACUAUGUACCUCAAAGAGAACUGCCAGACGAAAUAAAAGAGCUACCAGUGGACGAGACUAGAUGUAAAUUUUGUGGAGUGAGCUACCUUGUGCAUCAUGAAGUGAAGAGACUCGAAGGUCUGCUUGACGAAUUAAAAGGACAAAUUGAUGAGUCCUCUGCUCGUUGUAAUGAGCUAUUGGAGACAGUAGAGAAGGAGCAGAGGAGAGGAGAGAAACUUGAAAAUGAGUUGAUGGCUAUUAAAGACAAAUUAAGCAGCAAAGAAUCGCAUGUAAAACUCUGUCACACAUUGCUGCAAUCAGCAUCAGAAACCACUGGUCAAUGCAACUCAAUGAUCAAGGAUACUAAAGCUAAAUUGUCUUUAGCGUUUAAGACAAUGCUUGUUGACUUUCAGACGAUUAGUCAUCAUUAUGAGCUAUUUGUGUUUUCUACGAUGGAGGAAAAAGAGACUAUGGAAUCAAAGAUUGCUUCAACUGUUCACAAAUGGAAGGAGACAGUAUCUUUGAAAGAGGCUGAUAUACAAAAUUUGAUGAAGGAACUUGAAAAGAAGGAUGCUACACUAGCUCAAUCUACUGUUGAUAAGAAUGAAAUGAAAAGACACUGUGAAGAGAUUGAGGCUGAGCUCUCAAAGACAAGUAAUCAAUUACAGGUCUCCAUUAAAGAAACUGAGAGGCUAUCAGAACAGCAAAUGAGACUCCAAAAAGAGAAAAGAGAUUAUGAAGAACUUUUAAAAAAAGAAAAUACUUUUCAAGCAAAAGAGAUAUUAGAAUUAAAGGACAAGGUAAUGGUGACGGAGAAUAGUUUUAUGUUGGCUCUAGCAGAGAGGGAGAAGCUGGAGAAAUACAGUAAAGAGAAAGAGAUUACAAUUGAGAAAUUUCACAAACAAUUAAUGGAAAAAGAGAAAACAAUUGAAUCACUCAAAUUGGAAAUACAGAGAAAUAAGCAAAGCUCUUCUAUAAAAAUAUUUAACCUUGAGGCGCAAUUAACUCAAAACAAUGAUGAGUUGUCUCUUCGUGUUUCUGAAAGUGAUGUAAAACUAAAUAAUAUAAUAAAAUUAUUGAAACUUGAGCAUCAACAAGCACUACUGAAACUACAAGGAGAGAAAGACAGAGAAUUAACUGCCAAGGUUAACUCUUUAAAAUUGGAGCAUGAAAGAAAAUUGGAAGAACAUAAACUAAGCUCUGAUAGAAUGUUACAGAAGGCUAUUCAAGAAGUAGAGGACAAAUAUAAACCAAGAAUUAAAGAGUUGGAAAAGUCACUUUCAAAGGAGAAACAAACACUAGAUGCUGAAUUAUCAAGACAUGCGUUAGAGAUCAAGGACUUGACAGUAGCAAUAAAUCAGUAUCAAGAUGAACUGGAUCAGAAAGCUGCCCUCUUAAAAGAAUUUGAGAGGAAAGCUUGUGCUUACCAAGAGAAUGAGAAGAAGAAAGAAGCAGAACUGGUACAAAGCCUUAGGAAAGAAAUUUCAAAAUUGGAAGCCAAACUUGCAGAGAAAGGAGCUAAAGUACAGGAAGCUUAUGCUGAGAUAAUAGAUCUUCAGUCCCUAGUUGAGAAACAAAUAUGUGAAAGACAAGAGCUCAUGAAGCGUUAUAAGACAAAAACUCAUUAAGCAUUAUCGUACUAUAAGUAGUCAGCAUAGAUAUUAGAGUAAAUCUCAUUUACUCUAUUAUGUAUGGUAGCCAGUAAGUGUAAUUAACUUUGAGACAACUUUAUCACUAACUAUUAAUCAUAUGAUUAUUUUAUCAACUAAACUUGA